GGUCCGUCUUGUUGCUGCAGGUGAGAGUUACUUAAAGCUAGCUCGGUUCUGUGUCUCUGCCCAUCCGGUUUGAUCGGUGCACGAGACGCCCACCCGACUCCGUCCAUGGCGGUGACUGGCGCAGCCGUGGCAAUACUUCCUCGUUCCCUCCUCUCCUCCUCCUCCUCUCAUUGCCAUCACCUCCUUCUCGUCUUCACUGUUUCCUCUCGCCGCUUCCAUUCGUUCUCCUCCCUCUCCGCACCUCUCCUCUUCCUAAAACCCCACUACCUCCACCGCCACCAGCCAAUCCCUUGCUCUAUCCCCAACACCAGACCUCCUCUCUCCCUCUCCCUCUCCCACUCCACCUCCUCCUCCUCCUCCGGCUCCAGCUUGACCAAUCCCACCACCUCCUUCGACUGGUCCGACGACGAGAAGGACGGCGACGACGGCACCACCACCCCCAAGUCGAAGGAGAAGACGACGACGGUUGACGACAAGAGCCGCAAUCUUCCCCCACCCUACGACCCGUUCAGCAAGAAGCCGGUGAUCGAGGAGCCCAGCGACCCGUCCAACCUCCAGGAGAUCUUCCACAAGAUGCGCACCGAGGGCCUCACCAACCACGCCAUCAAGAUGUUCGACGCCCUGUCCAAGGACGGCCUCACCCACGAGGCCCUCGAGCUUUUCUCCGUCAUCAAGGACCAGGGCACCAUGCCCGACGUCGUCGCCCACACCGCCGUCAUCGAGGCCUAUGCCAACGCCGGCGGCCAGUCCAAGGACGCCCUCCGCACCUUCGACCGCAUGCUCGCCUCCGGCGUCUCCCCCAACGCCUACACCUACACCGUCCUCAUCAAGGGUCUCGCCAGGGACGGCAGGCUCCCCGAGGUCCGCAAGUACCUGCUGGAGAUGAUCUGCAAGGGGAUGCGGCCCAACACCGCCACCUAUCUGGCCGUGUUCGAGGCUUACGUCAAGGGGGACAGAACGGACGACGCCAGGGCGCUGCUGGAGGAGAUGAAAGGGAAGGGGUUCGUGCCGGAUGAGAAAGCGGUCAGAGAAAACCUCAGCAAGCGAGGCCAGGAAGAUGUUGAAGCAGUUUGUGUGAGUGAAGAAUCAGUUUUAGAGCUGAUCAUGAACCCUUAUCAGCUUGUUGGUGUUAAUUUUCUUCUACUGUUUUACAAGGAAAAUAUUGGUGGAGGUAUGAUUACUUGUCAACUAAGGCAAUGAGUUCCUUUUCCAUUAAUGUUCCAUCCUUAUCAGCUUGUUGGUGUUAAUUUUCUUCUACUGUUUUACAGGGAAAUUAUUGGUGGAGGUAUGAUUACUUGUCAACUAAGGCAAUGAGUUCCUUUUCCAUUAAUGUUCCAUUUAUGGUACUUGAAAUAAAUUGUGCCUAUGAUUUUGCUGUGUCUAUAAUUCUUUAUGGGCCUAUAGUGCCAGGAAGAGGUAGAGAGAACAUAUAUAAUAUUUUACUAGUCUUAAGAUUCUACAUUCAGAUACAUUUAUAGAAACAAAUAUUUGUCAAAGGAUGCAUAUUUGUGCAAAGGGAAACCCCUCAUGCCUUAGCUCUUUGGAGCCA
This is a messenger RNA of Elaeis guineensis (African oil palm), 1549 nucleotides long. The record is from RefSeq and is a predicted model, not a curated record. NCBI's taxonomy places the organism in Eukaryota, Viridiplantae, Streptophyta, Magnoliopsida, Arecales, Arecaceae.